AUGUUCGUGCGCAACCCGCGCGCGCGCCUCACGGUGCUGUACUCGCACGGCAACGCCGCGGAUCUCGGACAAGUGCACGACCUAUACGUGGAGCUGAGCAACAUGCUGCGAGUUAAUCUCCUCGGGUAUGACUACACAGGUUAUGGUGCUUCGUCUGGCAAG
Messenger RNA from Closterium sp. Yama58-4, 162 nucleotides. The record is from the annotation of a GenBank genome assembly. NCBI's taxonomy places the organism in Eukaryota, Viridiplantae, Streptophyta, Zygnematophyceae, Desmidiales, Closteriaceae.